This is a messenger RNA of Ceratitis capitata (Mediterranean fruit fly), 7957 nucleotides long. RefSeq lists its product as uncharacterized. The transcript is spliced from 8 exons. The record is from RefSeq and is a predicted model, not a curated record. Gene Ontology annotation, biological process: proton transmembrane transport. The coding region runs from base 510 to 5309 and encodes 1599 amino acids. NCBI's taxonomy places the organism in Eukaryota, Metazoa, Arthropoda, Insecta, Diptera, Tephritidae. Gene Ontology annotation, cellular component: membrane. Gene Ontology annotation, molecular function: proton channel activity.
UUUUGUCGCAGCAGGAUCACAGUUUCCUUGCACGCGUCGCUGCUAUUUUUGUGGUCGCUUUUUUGUGAUUUACUAUUGUGCUAUAUACUCGCACAUACAUAUGUACUUACGCACAUACGCACACACACACAUACACACACUCCGCAGGAGUAGGAGGAUACAUAAACGUAUUUGAAUUGAGAUAAAAUUUAUAUUUUGUGAAAAAUUAGCAGACAAAAAAGUUGAAUUUUCCGCAUUUUGUAUGGAGUGUCGACGGCGGCCAAGAGUUUUGGGUAUGAAAAAAUACCGUUAGUCGUGUAUAAGUUUAAUGUCUCUGAACUCGGAGCUGAUGCUUCAAGCGACAAUUGAAAUGGCUUUGUGAAGUAUUUAAAAAAGUUAGUAGUUCUUAUGUGACUUAAAAGCGCAAGCAAAAUUAACUCAUUCUUUGGAAAAAACUGGAAAAAAAUUUAAAACAUUUCUCAGUGCAAUAGUGUUGGUUAACUAAGGUAAAACAGUAACAAAUCAACACCAUGGAUAGUUCACCUGAUCUAUCCUUGAAGCUACGUCGUGGCUCGAGCGAUUCACGUGACAACUUUUACAUGGAUUUCGCACAGGGUAUUGACUCUGACAUCGAGGAGGUAGACAAUAGCGCCUUGCCGCUCGAACCGCAACAAGCACCGCCACCACCCCUGCCCAUAGUAGCGCCCGAAGCUAUGCUUGGCGCUGGUUUUAUACCGCCACCACCAUUGGCCAUGCAGGGUCAACCGUUGCCCACACUCACCGAACACGAUGAUCUACCGCCAACACCGCCACCACAACAAGAACCCAAUGGUACCGUGGUUGAUUCGCCACCGCCUUCGCCCACAUCAUCUGUACUUGAAAUGAUACCACCACCACCGCUAUCGCCACCCAUGAUAACACCACCACCAUCAAUACGCACGCUGGCACCACCAUCGCCUCCGAUCGAGACUGAAGAUGAGGGUGAUGAUGCCGAUGUAGAUGAGGAGGAAGAAGAAGAUGAUGAUAAGUCUACACCGCCACCACCAUUACCGCCACUACCAUCGAAUUUCUCGUACGUGCAUGGUAAUGGUGCACAUGGAUCAGGCUUAACGGGAGCGGCUGGCAGCACACCACCGGCCACUAAGUCGCCAUCAACUUCCCCAUCACCACCGGAUACCCCACCGCCAUGCCCUAAAAUGGCACCUUCGAAGUUGGCCUCGCCACCACCACCACCGCCGAUGCACUCACAAUUGCCAAUGCCACCAUUGACGCCACCCUCAGAAAGUGAUCAAUCGCAACCGAACUCGCCACCACCAUUGCCACAACAUGCACCACUGCCACAAUCACCACCCCGUUCCACUGGUUCACCUGCUAGUUCGGCGCGUUCGAUUGGCUCCCAACAGCGAGUGAUCGUGGCUUCGCCACCGCUUUCCACCAGUUCCCAACCACGUUCGAUGGGUUCACCACAAGGCUCGAUCAGCUCACCACCGCACUCAGCAAGCUCUCAACCGCGAUCAACUGGCACACCACCACGUACUAGGGAGUUCGUUGAAGAAGACGGACCGGCAACACCACCACCAGAUUUUGGCGAACCGAGUGAUGUCAUUGCCGCCGCAUUGGCGGCAGCAAUCGAAGUGAAAUCCUGUGAACUCAUACAGGGCAUAACACAAGGCAAUGCCUAUCAUAUGAUCGAUGAAAAUAAAUCACUAAAUGAAGAUGAAUCUACGACGAUAACUACGCCACCGAGUAAUGGUUUUUCAGCAUCCUCUAUUAUUGCGCCACCUGCCGAUCAUUUAGGUGAAAUGGAGCAAGAAACAGACAUGAUGUUAGCUGAUAUACCGCCACCGCCAGGCAUGGAGGAUGAGUUGCCUGAUGAAAAUCAGCAACGAGAAGAAAUGGAAGUAGAAGAACAAGCAAACAAACUAUCAGAAGAACCUAUGGAAGUUGACGAAACGGUUGAAGAGGAGGAUGUGCUCAGUGAUAGAACGCCAAUGUCGGAGCGUCAGCUAAGUGAGGAUCACACAACCGCAGACACCCCAGCCGACGAGGUGGUGGAGACACGUGGCACACCCACCUCUCAAGCAACGCCACGCAGCACGCCACAACCAACACCACCAGCUUCUGGUUCGCCCAAGAAAAAACGCAGUAGUAUUACAGCCAGUGGUGGCAGCGGUUCCGGCAGCCGUGGACCGAGCCGUAGUGCCAGUCGUAGUGGCAGUCAUAGUGGUAGUCACGGUGGUAGUCGUAAUGCUAGUCGCAGCGGUAGCGUGCGCGGUAGCAUUGCAUCACGUGCUGGUAGUAUAGCAGCUGCAUCCGUGGCAUCAGCGGCUGCAUCGGUUGCAUCCGGUUCACAGCAAGUAGUUGAAGUAGCAGCAGUGAAAUCAGUGGCUGCAGUUACAUCACCGCAAACUUCUAUAAAAUCAAUACGCAGCCAACCAGGUUCAGUAAAAUCUUCAUUAUCAAAGCAUAGCGCAUCACCACCUAUGAUGAAGAGUCCUCCCGAAGGUGAUCGACCACCGGUGAUGCCCUCACCGCCUACUAUGCGUUCACCACCAGUUAUGAAGAGCCCACCAAUAAUGCAUAGUCCUCCGAAGGUGACCAGUCCACCAAGGGUAUACAGUCCACCAUUGGUGAGUAGUCCACCGAUGCGUAAAAUGGACUCGAUUGAGGCAGAAAAAGAUGAUGAGGAGAGAAAAAGUGUCAAAGGACCAGCAGGUGCGAGCACCUACAGCGACUCAGCGGCCGCAUCUAGUGAAACACUGGACGCCGCUUCGGUUCUCUCACCCACAAUGGGCGCCGCCACAACGCCUGCCGCUGCCACUGCCACUGCGGCCAGCACAACGCUCAGCUACCAGGACGAGCAGCAGCCGCAGCAACAUAUUAUGCGCGCACACCUUAGCAGUCAUCACCACUACCACCUGCCACAUCAAUUUCAACAUCCCCACCAUCAAAAUCAUCAUACGCAUGGUGGCGUGCCAGUAGCCACGCCUACAGUGCCCGCCAGUUAUGCGGGGACACAACACUUGUUGCAUCACCACCAUCAGCACAAGGCGAAUUCCUAUAGUAGCAGUGCAAUGGAUGAGGAUAGUAGCGGUAGUGUGAGUGGUAUGAGUAGCGGUCCACCGCAACCGCCUGCUAAACCACCACACAUCACAACACAAGAGCGUCGUUCGCCACCUAGCACAGGCGCUGCGUCUGCAGUAGCUACAACAUCGAGUCUUUUGCUAGCCGCAGAUGCUGUGCCCACACCCUCUGUUUCGCCAGGACGCUUAACCUCACGUUCCGGUUCACAUCAUCGUGUUACAAUCGAUGAAUCGAAUAUAGCCACUUCGUCGGCGUUGAGCCAUCAGCUGGAUGUACGUGGUGGUGGUGGUGGUGAUGAUGGUGAUGCUGGCAGUGGCGGUGGCGGUGCAGGUGGCUCGGGUCCGCCAUCGCCGAGUUCAUCGAAUCGGCGUCUUUCGUCGGCGUUAGGUGAGGAUCGUCAGACGGGGCAUUUAGCGUUAAUGUAUCACUCGCAUCAGCUGACCAGCUAUCCGGUAUUGCCAGCUAUCAAACGUACACAUCGACCGUCGUUCAUAUAUCCACCGAUGCCGCGGGUCAGAGCUGGUGAUGCCCUGGCUACACUCUUCUCGGCUUUAUACGGAAAAUUGUUGGUGGUGAUGGGUAUCGCGUUUCCAAUGGCUGAAGUUAUAUCGACAUAUAUACCACCUUCGUUUUAUGAGGUGUAUUACCUAUACUUGUACAUUGGCAGUAUGAUUUUCCUGCUCUUCAUGUACGCCACACUAUUAUGGGGGCGACCCAAAAUGCCAGCGAAUAUAACUUCACCCAGCAAAUCUGCAUCAAAAGCGCGCUCCUCUACCGCCUCGGAGAGUAUGGAUGAAUCGGACACUGACAGCAAUUCGAUGCAUAAUAAACGCAUACCGACCGUUAUACCCGCCCGAAGGCCCUCGCUACUGGCACCGCUCGGUCGUCAACAUCACUAUGGAUCCUUCUAUCUGAGAAUGGGCGCUGUGGCUUUCGGCAUUGGCAGCAUGAUUUAUUCAGGCUUGGAGUUUGGCCAAUAUUUUGAGUUGAAUCCGGAUACCAAAUGUCAUAAUGUCCUUCUGGCAUUGACACCAGCGACGCGAAUGGCAUUCAUUUUUAUACAAAUGUAUUUUAUAUUUCUGAAUAAUGAGCAAAUCAAGGUGUAUCGCUAUAAAAUAAUCGCACGCUUCGGUCUCAUGCAUAUGAUCGGAACCAACUUGGCGGUUUGGCUGAAUGUGUUGAUACAGGAGACGAAACACGAAAUCUUAACAUUCUACAACCCAGAAAACCGCACAUUACGCAUUUCACAUCGCAUCCCAGGACACUCACGUGGGCACAUCAACGCGCCGGCUGUGAUACCCACAGAUCCAACGGCACAUUUACGAAUACCACGUGGCCUGAAAGGACCCUAUCAGAUUUUCGAAUGCCGACGUACAAAUAUACUCGGCACACUCGUGCAAGACGCCUCACCGUUCCUCUUUCCCUGCACCAUUGAGUAUUCACUCAUCUGCGCCGCUAUUUUGUAUGUGAUGUGGCGUAGCAUAUCGCGACCACCAACACCAGCGCCACAACGACCGGACACGAUCAGUUCGCCGAUGAAGCGUUCACCCCAUCAUUAUUCGGUGGAUUGUGCGCGUGCCCAUAAGGGUCUCUUCGUUGGCAUACUCAUACUCGUGCUGACCAUCAUUUCGCUCAUUCUCUUCUUCGUGUUGAUCUCGCGACCGGAUUUUGUCGCCCUGGCCGUCACCGAGGUUACCAUCUGUGAGUUGCUCAUCUAUGGCACGGCGACAAUAGCGACACUCAUUGGAAUGAUACAAAUACGACAUUUACAGUACGAUUGGUAUCGCAGUUUCUCUUUGGAUGAUAUUUUGCUGGUUGGCGCACAAACGGGUUCGUUCUUAUAUAAUAUAUUCACAGUUAUUGCUGGACACUUUACGUUGCGAAGUGACGACAUGCUGGUACCGUUGAAUGCACUCGCCUCCAUUGUGCAGACUGCUUGCCAAACACUUUUCAUAUUGGAUGCCAGCCGACGACAGGCGAUCACACCGGAACAUAUACGCAAAAAACCCGGACGAGAGAUCGUCACAUUUAUGCUGGUCGUAAAUUUGGCCAUGUGGGCUAUUAGCACGCUGGAGAAGUCACGCGCCGAGUCGCAUCCCAUACAGCUGAAUUUCUACGGUCUCUGGGCGUGGACGAUAAUUACGCAUGUCUCCAUGCCAUUGGCCAUCUUUUAUCGUUUCCACUCAACGGUUUGUUUGUGCGAAAUCUGGAAGCGUGCCUAUAAACUGAAACCGGCCUAUAUGUGAGAGUAUGCGCGUGAGCGCAUUGCCAGCAUUGCGCAACAGCAACAAUUCUGCGAAGAUCUUAAGACCAAUUUGUCGUAUUGUUAUUGCUCGACAACAUUGGCCGGUGGCGAACUCGAGACCGUCGAAGAGGCGGAGAGUGGCGAGAGCAACGGCUACGAAGAAGAUGACGAGAUUGAGGAUGGUGGCGGCGGCAAUGCUGAUGGUGACGUUGGUGGCGCUGGUACCGAUUCGACGACAGCGGUGUUAGAGGGUAGUGUUGGCGGUGAUAUUGGUGGUGGUAAUGGCACCGGUACAGUAACAACCGAAGAGGAAGGACGAGCGAAGCAAACGAAAACGAAAAAUGGCAAUGAACAGAAAAAGCAGGCGAGGCAACGUCAUGUCAAAUUGGUGGACUGUAGGGGUAAUGGUCGGGAUAAUGGUAAUGGUGGUAGUGGAAGUGGUGGUGGUUGUGGUGGUGGUGGUAAGCCUACCGCAUUUUGUCCGGUAUUUGUGAUAAAUGGUGAAUGAGUUUACGAGGAUUUUGAGUUCAUCGAUGCGGGCAGUGAUCGCGAACUCACUUUUGUCUAAGCAAUGCCGGUAGGAAAUAGGUAGAGAGUGUGAUGAGUGCAGAGUUGGCAUCGAAGGUACGAUGAGUAACGAUUUUCUUUUAUUAGGAAACAUUUCCUGCGAAGUCAGUACUGAGAAAAAUAAGGAUGGUUGACUUUGCGUAAGUUUAGUGAAAAGUUUUGACAAAAAGAAUAUACCUUUAAAACAGUGAAGCUAAUAAACCAUUUUACUAAAAGCUAGUUUUCACGUAGAGAACUUCGAGCGGUUUUUAAUAUACAUACAUAUAUCUUCGCAUAAGUAAUUAAAUCUUGAAAAAAAAAGAAAAUUAAAUUUGUCAAUUUUUUCAUUCUCUUUCUACUUUUCGAGUGCUUCUCAAAUUGCCUCGUGGGUACGUAAUAGAGGUACUUUUUAUGUUUAUAGGGUUUAAGCUUGGGCAAGAAAGGACUCAUGGGUACGUGUUUCAAAAUCAUCAUGAUCCCGAUCCACCCGCGGAGCAAAAGACCAUCACUAGUCACCAUGGAAAUUUGAUAUGAGUUUUGUCUAAUUUUUUACAAUAGUAAACGCGGAAAUUAAUUGAAACCUUUAAUUUUUACGAAAAUUCUUCUUCCACUUCAUACUUGACAUAAGUCGACUCAGUUAAAGCACGCUAUUUUUUUUUAUAUAUAGUUCGACGCUCAUUGAAAACACUAAGUGAAACAGGAUAAUCAGCUUCGCUUAUCUUUAAUCUAAAGGAAUGGAUGCCUUCAUCUUCCUUUACUUCAAUCAGCGAGUACGGUAUCGAGUUCUUUCCAAGCUGUAGUAUUGUCAAUCCGUUCAACAAGACCUAACCAGUGUCGCCGCUAUUUUUUUUAACAGCUAACUCAAUCCAUCGUCGUUUGGGCAAACAGUUCAUUGUUCCAUCAUCUACGGCGCUUGGCGUUGUAGUAGUCUGAAAUUCGUUUGCUAAAUCUUUUUCGCGCAAACUUCUUGUGCUGACUUAUCGAUUGUCGUCAUCGUUGACCUUUCGAUACCAUAGAGUAGGAGUAAAAUAAUGAGCGCCUUGAAGAACUUGAUUUUCGGUCAUCGAGAGAGAACUUUAUUUUUCAAUUGCUUACUCAGUUGAAAAUAGCAAUUUUAUAGGACCCAGUUCCAACCUCCUUCUUCUACAACUUGAUGGUUGCUUUCAGUUCCCCUGCUCCCUAUGGUUCAUACAAAUGUUCGCUGGACAAUAUACUUUGGAAUAAUAAGAUCUAUACAUGCUCCACUCACCAGCUGUUAUGAGAUCUGCGCAGGCAGUCCGUAUUUUUAUUUACGUUCUCUUAGUGUAAAUGAAUUCUGUCCAGAGAAAACUUUUGACUAGAAAAUUUCGAAAAAUGCCAACAGAAGAUGCUCUUGAAUUGGAAGUUACUUUCCCACCACCUUAAACUUAAACAACAUAUUCAAUUAUAGAUAACCCCUCUCUGAUGCAGAAAUUUUAAUUUUCUGCAGAAUUUUGGCUUUGGUCAGCGCUGAUCUAAGGGAAAGAUCUCUCUCCGCUUUGUAUGCAUGUCAGUAAGUCCGUUGAAUGCGGCAUCAUGAUUUUUCAUGAAGUUUAUUGUCUAAAAGAGCAGUCUCUUAUCUUUCUGAAGAGACUUUGUAACGUAUGAGAGAGUCUAACGCUUGUUCUAUUAAACUUUCCAGAGAGCGCCUGCUGUCAACUAGUACACUCUUCUAAAAAGAAAAAGUUCAAAGUCCUGUCUUUGAAAAAUUUGUACCAAGAAAAAGCAUGUUAAGAGUAAUAAGAAAAUUAAAUAAAAAGAAGUGUUACAGGUUAGAACCCCUACCCCACAAAAUAGCCAGAUUAGAAGUGUUUAAUGGAAAUUUUCAAAAGAGUUGCAUUUAAAAAAAUAUUAGCAGGCAAAUUAGAGCAUUUAUAUCGCAAGGUAAAAGCAUUCAAAACUCCAUUGAGUUGGAAAAUCACUAUAAAUUUCGAAUUAGCAGUAAUAAUAUUCGUGUUAGUUAUAUACUUAUACAAAAGGAAAUGUAAGAGAAAAAUAAAUAUAAUACGAAACUGUUCGAAACUCACAAAAAAAAAACAUAGGGAAUAUAUACUGGAAAAGAAAAUAAGUAUUCAAAUUUAAUAU